Spizellomyces punctatus DAOM BR117 is the source of this 423-nucleotide messenger RNA. RefSeq lists its product as uncharacterized. The record is from RefSeq and is a predicted model, not a curated record. Bases 1 to 423 code for a protein of 140 amino acids. Gene Ontology annotation, cellular component: membrane. Gene Ontology annotation, biological process: mitochondrial respiratory chain complex I assembly; response to oxidative stress. Lineage: Eukaryota; Fungi; Chytridiomycota; Chytridiomycetes; Spizellomycetales; Spizellomycetaceae. The transcript is spliced from 5 exons.
AUGGCGCCGGCAACAAGUUGGCUCAACGCCUGGACAGGCACUCUAGCAGCUCUCAGAGCAAAUGGUGUACGGCGCACCGUAAAGCAGAUCCUUAUGAUCGACCAACCCCGUGUUGGUCGAUUUGUCGGAAAGGACGACUACGGCAACGAAUACUACGAAAACCGUGACGAGAUUGUCCUCCGUGAUCGCUGGGUUGAGUACAAAAAGUGGAAUCCGGAUGCGACACAAGUUCCAGCGGAAUGGCAUCAAUGGCUUCACCACAUCACCGAUGAUGUUCCCACCCCUCAGACCGUUCCUAAACCGUUUUUCUCCCCUCCGCACGUGGAAAAUCUUACCGGAAGUGAAGGGGCAUUCAAGACCUACAACACAACAGUACCAAAAUACAAUGCAUGGAAACCUGCAACGAAGGAAAGGCAGGGAUAG